Molecule: messenger RNA, 372 nt
Organism: Odontomachus brunneus
Lineage: Eukaryota; Metazoa; Arthropoda; Insecta; Hymenoptera; Formicidae
Exons: 2
Coding region: 19-324 (101 amino acids)
Source: RefSeq, a predicted model, not a curated record
AGUCGCGCGGCAUAAACGAUGACGACGAUGAACAAAAGCCGUUGUGGCCGAGGAGGGAGGAAUCGGACGUGUGUUCACAAGUUGACCUUUCUGUCGACAAGUAUCACUGUUCGUUGCCGCCUAUGGGGUGAACUUGCCGAUUUCGUCCAGUACCCUAAACAAUUAUUGUCGCGAGGACGAUCACCGAGAAGCUCACGAUUGAGUGCCGUAGGAAAAACACGGAUUUUGAACGGGAACGAGGAAAACAAAAGAAAACAGAAAUCCAUGUCCGAGCUUCGCGAGUCUCCGCGAGACGAGAAUCAUUCUAAAGAUCACACCAGUUGAAUCGAUGCUCGAGUGGAUAUCUUGAGUCGCUCUACUUAUAAUUUUAGG